Molecule: messenger RNA, 333 nt
Organism: Aspergillus chevalieri
Lineage: Eukaryota; Fungi; Ascomycota; Eurotiomycetes; Eurotiales; Aspergillaceae
Exons: 1
Coding region: 1-333 (110 amino acids)
Source: RefSeq, a predicted model, not a curated record
AUGUGCUUUUACAACCAGAAGAGAUUUGUGUGUGGGGACUUCAGUUGGACGAGCUUUGCCCACCAGUGCAACUAUGAAUAUCGGACCGGCGAGACGUGCGGCAUGAAACUCGUGAAUAGGACCGAGAACGUGAAGACAGUAUGCCGCGUCUGCGAGAAGAUCGAAAUCAAAUUCCGUCGGCGAAGCGCCGAAUAUGAACGGGUGCAGCGAUGGAAACGCGAAGGAGGCACGCUGGUGGCCUCCAUCGAGAAAUCGCAAGACAUGAUACGGUUGCUGGACCAAGAAAUCUUGAAACUUCAGAAAGAGCGGGAGGACAAAAGCAGAGCGCUGUGA